UAUCUGACCCUCUGAUUCGGUUGCUUUGUCUUCUUCCUUGUUUCAUCGAUCCUGAGAUCGAUAUCAAAAACCAGCCUCUGCUCGAUCGAGCAUCCCUCCCAAUGCCAUCUGGGAUUGUUCCCCCUCCCUGGCAACUCAUCUAGUGUGCCGCUCUCGUGGAUUCACUUCACUCUCAACAAUCCUCGUUCAUUAAAUUUAACAUGUCGAAAUCAAAUAAACUCUCCAUCAAUCAUGCCGCUGGCAUCUUCGCGGACAUGUCCGUCGAUGGCCCCGCCAUCGGCACCCUCGUGGCUGUCAUAGAUCGCGCGAAAAACUUGCCCAAUCGCAAGACCAUGGGGAAACAGAACCCUUACUGUGCGGCGCGUCUGGGCAAAGAAGCCAAGAAGACCGAGACCGAUAUGCGUGGUGGUCAAACCCCGAGAUGGGACCAGGAGUUGCGGUUCACAGUACACGAAUCCCCCGACUACCUCCGUCUCAAACUCUCCGUCUUCAAUGAUGACAAGCGCACCGAUAUGAUUGGCGAGACCUGGGUCGGCUUGAAAGACCUCAUCAUCCCCGGAGGCAGUCAGAGUGACCAAUGGCAUCCCUUGCAGUUCCGCGGCAAGUACGCGGGUGAGAUCCGCAUUGAAAUGACUUACUACGAUACGCGACCCGAGGAUGAGGCUGUCAUUGAACGACGCACCCAGGCGGCCGACAAGAUCGUCGCGAAAUCUAGUAGUACCUCAUUAGCUCCCUCCGCCCCCGCCAUGUCCGGUUCCUCUUCCCUGUCCGGCCCCCGUCAGCUCAAGGAUGUCAAGCGACGCCCCCUGCCCAGUGACCCCACGGGCGCCGCAGCACGACCCUCACUGCCGGAAAAGGUGCCAUCUGCACCACUGCCCGUCCAGCCUCCAGUCCCUCGUCCCGUCCAGGAACCCGUUUAUGCCCCCCGCCAGGCCCCGGAGCUGCAGGAGCCGGUAGUGGCCCCGGUCCCGCUCCGUCCCGCGAGGAACUAUGAAUUCCCGGACGAUUCGCAGAGAGAAUGGCACCCCACCCAGAUCCCUCCUGCACCACAGAUCCCUCCCUUGUCGAGGCGCCAACCCCAAGAGUAUGCGCAACCUCACCCGGCCCAUGAUCCGCGCGUCUACGCGCGACCGCAUUCGGGCUACAGCAACAUGCCUCCAGCCGACUUCGCGGGGGUUUCGCAGCCGCCCCGGCUCGACUAUUAUCAGCCAGAGCCGGACCGCCGGGUCGAGGCACCUCGUCCCACCAGUAAUCACGCGAAUUAUCCCUUCUCAACAACGGAGCAGUACCCGCCUGGCGCUGACGCGACUCGCCUGGGCCAGGUCGCCCGCUUCCCGCCGCGCGGUUCGGUCAGUGUCCACGAGCAAGCGCCGUUGGAGUACGCGCCCGUGGAUAACCCCCUGGCGCCGAUGGAAGUGGACCGUCUCCCGUACCGCGCCCCGGUCAAUUCCCUCACUGAGCAGUCUCGCCCUCCGCCCAGUCGUGACGGGUACCACGCCGAGUACGCCACGAUGCAACCGCGGGUGGAGGACGAGGAGGAAGAAGAGGGCCCUCCGCCUCCGCCCCCGGUGCACCGGUCGGGCGUGGUCGGAGCUAAUCAGCAGUUAGUACCGUCACCGCGCUCCUCGUACCAAGCUUACUCUCUAGAGUAUGGCGCGCCCCCCCGGUCGUCCCACGACCUCCGCCUAUCUCACUCGUCCCACGAUCUGGGCCGCUCCCGCCCGUCCCACGAAGCGCGCCUCUCCCAUCGGACCUCCAACGAGCUCCGCCGGUCCCAUCCGCCCCAGCUGCGGCCCGAUGGACCCCGCCUGACGGACCUCCCCCCGCCUACGAACGCACCGCACAUGCCCCCCAGCCUAGUCGCCGGGUUUGAUCCGGUCGUCGCCGACGACGAGUCGGACCGCAUGGCGUAUGAGGGGGAGGUGCGACGCCGGAGCUCGUAUCUGGAGGAGCGCCAGCUGAUGAUGCCGGAGCCGGAGCCGGUUGCGUCGCUGCCGCCAUACCCCGUGGACCCGUCGGUUGAGGAUGGCGCCGUCGUCGUGCGCCGCGGGUCGGCCAAUACGAAUAUGCAGAUGGUGCCGCUGCGGAAGUCGGUCAGCCCGCAGCCCUUGCGACGCCAGUCGGUCAGUCCACACCCGAUACAUCGUCAGUCAGUCAGUCCGCACCCAGUGCAGCGCAAGUCGAUCAGUCCGCACCCAGUGCAGCGCAAGUCCGUCAGCCCGCAGCCGCCCGUCGGCGAGCGCGAGGGCGGCCAAAUCCCGUUCUCGCCCGACUCAUACGACCUGUUCAACCCGAACGCAGCGCGGGCGGCCGUAGUCCGCGACCCCCACGCGUCGUACGACACUCCAGCGCAGUCAAUGGAAGCCGCGCAGCGGUCAGAGCAGGAGACGGCGCGCGGGCCGACCCCGAUCAUCGGAGACGACGGCAAGGAGAUCGACCCGUCGGACCACCUGCCUACGGACACGUGGGCACCAGAGCCAGAGCGCAAACCCAAGAAGCCGGGGCUGGUGGUGCGUUUCCGCAAUACGCCGCGACACAGCCCUGCUGCGUCGCCGCCUACCGUACCUCCUAAGGAAUACAUCCGGCCGGCCCUCCGGCCGCAGUCGUAUCUGGGGGGAGGCUCCGAUCCCCCGGCUGAGCCGGAUCGGGGGCGUUCGCGAUACGGAUACCAUAAUAAGUCGUACAGCACGCCGAACGUUGCGGCACCGUACGGCGGGUCCGCGCGGGGACGGUCUCCGGGGUUGCAGGUGGGGUACGCGGGGGGACACACUAGAGGUCACUCGCCGGGUGGACACUCCCCGGGCCUCCACGCCAGAGGACUCUCGCCGGGCCUUCACGCUAGGGGACACUCCCCAGGUCUCCACGCUAGGGGACAUUCCCCAGGCGUCCACGCCAGAGGCCACUCGCCAGGUGCUUCCAUGUACGCACCGCCAGCCACAGUUGGACCACCCAUUCCCGCCAAGGUGCCAGUGGGACCACCAACAAAGACCAGCACAGCGAUGGUCGCACCAGGCGGGAUGGACGCGCUGAGCCGGGAGCUGAACACGAUCGAUAUCGGGGAGGUGGGGUUCAACCAUGGACGGGCGAUGAGAAAGUAUGUACCGCGGUUGACGACGGGGUAUGCAUCUUAGUAUGCCGGGUAGAUCUGGUAUGAAUGGGUACCCCUGGGUAUGUUUUCGGGGCAUUGUAGGGGCAUGCAUUAUUGAGUGGGUAUGGCGUUUGGUUGCAUAGACUAUGAUUUUUGAUUGAUUGAUUGAUUCAUAUCAUGAUUGAUGCGAUUGAUGGAAUGAUUGAUGGAUAGAUUGAAUGAAUUGUUUGAUAUGAUACUUUGAUGAUGAUUGAUUGAUUGAUUGAUGUGAUGCACUGAUGAAUUACUGAC
Molecule: messenger RNA, 3379 nt
Organism: Aspergillus candidus
Lineage: Eukaryota; Fungi; Ascomycota; Eurotiomycetes; Eurotiales; Aspergillaceae
Exons: 2
Coding region: 201-3131 (976 amino acids)
Source: RefSeq, a predicted model, not a curated record